AUGAACAGUCUCCCAGCUGCAGUCAAAGCCAACACAAUUAAACUCGCCAACAACGAUGUCAAACUCUACAACGACUGGAUCCGCGCACCCAUCAAGCGCAACCACCGCCUCAAGAAGCCCCUCAAACCCAUCCCCCCAACAGCCUUCCCCACAGUGUCAGAGCACAUCAAACAGCUCACCUGCUUCGAAAUGCCCAUGUCCAACGACCGCCCCAUGCGCAGCAGACACUUCUUCAUCCGCAUGCGCCUCCGGGGCAUCAUCGACAUUGAAGAGGAGCUUCUCAACAGCAUCGUACAGCAUCUCAACGAUCUUCAGGAUCUCAAGGACGACAAUCGCACUAGUGGUUUCACGAUUGCCAUGAUGGAAGGUGAUCUGCUCAGACAGCUGGGGGUGAUUAGGGGGGCGAGGUGGAUUAAGUUGAAGGUCAUCUGUGAGUUGGCGAUUAUUCAGCAGGAGGUUGAUCAUUGGAGCUCGGAACAGCCUGAUGAUUGA
Molecule: messenger RNA, 492 nt
Organism: Morchella importuna
Lineage: Eukaryota; Fungi; Ascomycota; Pezizomycetes; Pezizales; Morchellaceae
Exons: 2
Coding region: 1-492 (163 amino acids)
Source: RefSeq, a predicted model, not a curated record